Molecule: messenger RNA, 2018 nt
Organism: Cryptomeria japonica (Japanese cedar)
Lineage: Eukaryota; Viridiplantae; Streptophyta; Pinopsida; Cupressales; Cupressaceae
Product: SWR1 complex subunit 2
Exons: 12
Coding region: 397-1818 (473 amino acids)
Biological process (GO): regulation of DNA-templated transcription; chromatin remodeling
Cellular component (GO): nucleus
Molecular function (GO): ATP-dependent H2AZ histone chaperone activity
Source: RefSeq, a predicted model, not a curated record
UCGGACGGGCGCCCCCGCUCCCCAAAACUACAAAAAAAAAAAAAAACAAAAACUAAAAUUUCGCUCCAAACAUUCCAGAUCGAUAGGUAGUCGUUUUUAUGUUCAUCGUUCACAAACUUUUCGUUCGCAUUCGCAAGCGUCUGCAAAUUGUUUUCUUAUUUGAUACCUUUUAGGUUUUGGUCUGAACAUUUAUCACAGGUAAGGGUUUGAAGAAUUCGCGGAGCUUUCGGCAUGUUCAAAGUUUUAAAUAUUAGUGGGUUUAAGGGCUUCUAAAUUUUAUGGAGACAAAUUUUUUAAGAUUACCGAGCUCGCCGAUUUAAACAGCGAAGGUUUUGCAUUGCCCACAAGAGAAAUUGCUGAAGUGGUGUAGAGAAGAGAGGAAAACAAAGCUGCAAAAUGGCGACCAAAGAGGAGACACCUGUGCAAAUUCUCGAUCGCUCAAUGCGUAAAACUCGGGGAAAACGGAUGUCAAACCUGGUGGAUGAUGAGCUAGAGACCGAUGAACAGUUUUGGGGUCAGGAGGCCUUUAAAGAGGAAGACAAUGAUGAUGAAUAUGAACAAGAAGGGGAUGCAGUCGAUGAGUUUGACAGUGAUUUUGAUGAUGAUGAACCUGUAGCAGAUGAAGAGCCUGUAGAGGCAGAAGAAAGGACUGUCAAGAAGAAGAAGUUCCUUCUGGGGACAGUCGUCAAGAAAAAAAGCAAGAAGAAGGUUUUAGCUUCUUUAGAGAUUUCCCCUGAAACUGCAGAAUAUUCUGCCCAGGAAUCAAAACCUUCUCACUCCAAAGAUCAGGAGACGGCUAUUGAUCUGGAAGGAGAGAAGACAGUUAGAAAAUCUACAAGAACAGCAGUUAUAGUGCGACAAGCUGAGCGAGAUGCUCUACGGGCAGCUCUACAAGCAUCGAUAAGGCCUGUGAAAAGGAAAAGGGAGGGAGAGGAUAGGAGAAUGACACAAGAAGAGAUGCUCCUAGAAGCUGCACAAACAGAGAUCAUGAACAUACGGCAUUUGGAAAAAAUGCUAGCACGGGAGGAAGAAGUUAAGAAAAAAGCCAUUACUAACAAAUCUGUAUAUUCAGGUCCAGUAAUACGCUUCCAUUCAAAGGAUGGGAAGAACACUUUGGAGUUUACUAAUGUGUCAACAUUUCCAUCAGAAAUCUUUUCAAAAUCUGUCCCCUAUCCAGAACAGCCAGUAUGUGUUGUUACAGGCCAGCUUGCCAAGUAUCUUGACCCAAAGACUGGAAUGCCUUAUGCAACAAAGGAAGCAUUCAAAAUCAUUCGAGAAAGGUUCUCAGAAAUUAAUAAACAUUUGAGUGGUGACCAUGUUUUUGAAAAGGGCUCACUAGCUACAUCAAUUCUAGGUCAAGGAUUUGCUAGGAAAGGAAAGCGGUCGAGUGUUGGAAGGUUUAGAUCAUCUGCAACUCAACGCAAGAGAUCUGAGUCGGAAUUACAGUCAGCAGAACUGUUUUUGCCUUCAUCUGUGGAUAUAAAUGAUGCAAGUCCUGCUGUUUCUGAUUUAAAACACGAUUUACAGACGAAUGCUACGAGAGAUCUAUCUAGUUUGCCAUCAUCAUCAACAUUGCUUCAACCAGCUCAUGAGUUCAAUGGGCACGAUAAUGGCGAAUCUGAUCCCAAAACUUGUACUAAAGAAAAAUGCACAGUAACACCACCUGGUGGAUCAGUUCCAACAUUAAGCAUCGGAUCACCACUUUCAGGUCCAGAAAUGAGACAAACAAGCAUGUUUGAAGACUUGGAUUUGGGUUUAAGACUUGGUACAGGUUCAAAGGUGCCGAAGGGAUUAAUCUUCAAGGAUCCCAAGCCAUAGCAUUUUAUUUUUCCAAAGGUGUCUUGGAACUUGUUCAAGCAUCCGACUUCUCUAACUUUUCGUUGAGCUCUUCAAAGACGUACGGAAUGCCUGGGAUGACAUUUAAUGACAUUUCGUUUCCCAUUUGAAAAGCUAAAACAAUGUAUACUAAUCAUGCAAAGGUGCAGUUUUUGUUUCAAUUAUAAUGUUCAUAGAUCAAA